CCCUGUACAAAGUGCGCAAAUACUGGGACGAUGCAGAACGCUUGAAAAAUGUCGAGAUACCCGAAAUUCGACGGCGCCUACAAGAUUUCGAAAGUCAGCGAGCAAGGAUCAAUACGGAACAUGAAGAUAUUGCCGCUGAGAUUGCCGCCGUCUGCAUGGAGAAACACGUAGCUGAGGGUCUCCGACAGAAGGUGGAAGAGUUGACCCGCUAUCAGAAGGACAUCGACGAACUCCACCAAGAAAUCGCCCAGAUUGAAAAGGAGCUGAGCAUGUCCGGUUCAACCAGGCUCAUGGAGGAUGUUCGCCGGGAAGUGGAAGAAAAGCAGAGCCAAUGGAGAUGGACCGGCUUCAUAGCGAGAGCAGGCGAAAACAAAACGAGCUCCAAAUCCGGGAUAGAAGCGUUCGGGAUGUGCGCGAGCAGCUUUCAAACGCGAGGCACCAGCAUCAAGAGUUUAAGACCGUUCAAGCAUCGAUAGCAGAAUUGAAAACUGCGGUCGAAGCGUUCGAAGUUCAAAUGAAGGAAGCGGAUCGAGAAGCGUCUGAUAAACGCACCAUCAUCAAGGAGAAAGAGGCAGAACUUACGCGAACCCGUCAAGAGAUGGACAAUGUGGAACAGGGGUUAGAGGCAAAGCUCUCGACAUUAGAAAGCGCAAAACAGCGGUUGGAGCUGGUGCACAGGGAAAUCCGCAGAUAUGCGGAUCAAGACAUAGGAGGACGUCUGCAGAGAUGCACGGAAAAGCUGGAUGCUAUCGAAUCAGAGCUGAAGUCUACCAAUGGAGACGUGGAUUCAUUCAACGAUAAACUGCAACUCAUGAGAGAUCAGGGAGCUAAAUUCCAUGAUUUGCAACGUAAUAUCGCUGACAACAUCACGUUUCGACAACUGCAUGCCCAAUGCGCUGCUCUGGAUAAAAAGAUCGCUGGGUUCGAUGAGGAUCUUGCUCGGUGUGAUCAGGCUUCGGUUGAGACCCAGUACAAACGCCUGAGGGCGAAGCAUGAGAAGUUAGUAGGCGAGCGUGCUGGACUGGUCGGCGAGUCGAAGCAGAUGCAAGAACAGUUACGACGACUCGAACGAGAGCUCAACACUGACUACCAAAACGUUGACGAAAAGUAUCGUUUGCAACUGAUCGAACUCAAAACCGAGCAAAUGGCCCAUCACGACCUCGAAAAGUACGCAAAAGCCCUUGACAACGCCAUUAUGAAGUACCAUUCGAUGAAAAUGGAAGAAAUCAACAAGAUUAUUCGUGAGCUAUGGGUGAACACCUAUCAGGGCUCGGAUAUCGACACGAUCGAAAUCAGAUCCGACAAUGAGAAUGUCAAAGGCAACCAGUCGUACAACUACCGGGUUGUGAUGAUGAAGGGAGAUAUCGGCUUGGAUAUGAGAGGACGCUGCAGUGCUGGCCAGAAAGUUUUGACGAGUUUGAUCAUCCGACUGGCUUUGGCCGAGACGUUUGGUUUGAACUGUGGAAUCUUGGCGCUUGAUGAGCCCACUACGAAUUUGGAUAGAGAGAAUAUUGAGAGCCUAGCGGAAUCCUUGGCCAACAUCAUCAAAAUCCGCCGCCAGCAAAGCAACUUCCAGCUUAUCAUUAUCACCCACGACGAGGAAUUUAUGCACCUUCUGGGGAAAUCUGAGUAUGCCGACUACUAUUGGCGUGUUUCAAAAAACGAAGAGUAAGUUAUAUCCUUCGUGGGCACUCGGUUAUCACCCGUCACGCAGUGCAAGAAUCAUAGGCUAAGUCGAUAGUACCGCAGUAAGAAGUCUAGAUCUACCUAUACACAUAUCCCGGUAUGUAGACCCCCCCCCCGC
Fimicolochytrium jonesii is the source of this 1804-nucleotide messenger RNA. RefSeq lists its product as uncharacterized. The coding region runs from base 332 to 1672 and encodes 446 amino acids. The transcript has 8 exons. NCBI's taxonomy places the organism in Eukaryota, Fungi, Chytridiomycota, Chytridiomycetes, Spizellomycetales, Powellomycetaceae. Gene Ontology annotation, cellular component: condensed nuclear chromosome; Mre11 complex. Gene Ontology annotation, molecular function: single-stranded telomeric DNA binding; double-stranded telomeric DNA binding; G-quadruplex DNA binding. Gene Ontology annotation, biological process: telomere maintenance via telomerase; chromosome organization involved in meiotic cell cycle; telomere maintenance via recombination. The record is from RefSeq and is a predicted model, not a curated record.